AUGUCGAUUGUAGAAAAGGUUAAUUUAACCACUGGAACAGGCUGGGGAUCGGGCUCCUGUGUGGGAAAUACUGGGUCCGUGCCACGGUUGGGCAUUCCAGAAUUGUGUUUACAAGAUGGGCCCAAUGGAGUUAGAUAUACCGACUUUGUGACAAACUUUCCCAGUGGUAUUGCAGCUGCAUCCACUUUCAACAAGGGGUUGGUUUAUCUUAGAGGAAAGGCGAUUGGAAAAGAGCACAAACAGAAAGGUGUACAUAUGGCUUUGGCUCCUGUUCUUGGUCCUAUUGGGUUAAAAGCUGCUGGUGGUAGAAACUGGGAGAGUUUCGGGGCGGAUCCAUACUUACAGGGGAUUUUGGGUGCUGCUACCAUUGAAGGAAUUCAAGAUGAAGGAGUACUUGCCAUUGCCAGAAGUUUCGUGGGAAAUGAGCAAGAGCACUUUCGGCAAGUUGGAGAAUGGGAAGAUAAUGGAUGGGAUCGCUUGGAAAAGUCUAUCAGCUCUAACAUCGGAGACCGGGCCAUGCACGAGAUCUAUAUGUGGCCAUUUGCCGAUGCUAUACGUGCGGGUGUGGGUGGUAUUAUGUGUUCCUUGAACCAGGUUAACAAUACCUAUGCAUGUGAAAACUCAUACCUUUUGAACUAUUUAUUGAAAGAAGAAUUGGGGUUCCAAGGGUUCGUGGUGUCAGACUGGGGUGCUCAACACUCUGGUGUUUAUUCAGCUUUAGCUGGUUUGGAUAUGACUGUGCCUGGUGAAAUUUUUGAUGACUGGUUGUCUGGUAAGUCGUUUUGGGGUCCUCUCUUGACAAGAUCGGUCUAUAACAAUACCUUACCACAACAGAGACUAGAUGAUAUGGUAACCAGAAUUUUGGCACCUUUCUUUGCAAUUGAUACAUUGAAGUUACCAAGUGAUGAAGAUACUCCAAAUUUUAGUUCUUGGACUUACCACACCUACGGUCAACAAUAUCCUUAUCAACACUAUGGCCCAAUUAUCCAACAGAACUAUCACCAAAAUGCCCGCACAAAGUUUAGUGAUGAUAUUGCAUUAAAUGUUGCAAGAGAAGCCAUAGUAUUGUUGAAGAAUGAUGGCCACAACUUGCCCAUUGAUAAAGAUGAUGGGAUUAGAAAGAUAUUGAUUGCUGGACUGGGAGCCGGCCUUGAUGCAAGAGGCUACAACUGUAAAGACCAAAGAUGUUACGAAGGUCCACUCACUUCAGGUUGGGGGUCAGCUGCAGUGAACAACCCAUUUGUCAUAUCUCCAUAUGAAGCAAUUGCAAAGAGGGCCCGGGAACGUGAAAUGUUAGUUGAAUACUCCAACGAUAACUGGGAUUUCGACAGCUUGGAUGAAUUGAGCGACUUAGUUGAUUUGGCAAUUGUUAUAGUGACUGCCGAUAGUGGUGAAGGAUUCAUUGAGGUAGAUGACAACUAUGGUGAUAGACAAAAUUUUUCCUUAUGGAACAAUGGCGACGAAAUCAUUAAUCAUGUUGCUUCCAGAUGUUCUAAAACUAUAGUGGUGGUGAAUUCUGUUGGACCUGUUAACAUGGAAAAAUUCAUUGAACUUGAAAAUGUUGUGGGAGUUGUGUAUGCGGGCCCUUUGGGUCAAUAUGUUGGGCAGGCUAUUGCAGAAGUAUUAUUUGGAGAGGUAAAUCCUUCGGGGAAGUUGCCAUUUACAAUUGCAAGAAAAAAACUGCACUAUGUUCCAAUAGUUGAUAGUCUCAAGGAUAGUAAUGAUCCUCAAGACAAUUUUGAUAGAGAUAUCUAUCUCGAUUACAGGUUCUUUGACAAACACAAUAUAAAGCCAAGAUUUGAGUUUGGAUAUGGGUUAUCAUACACAAAAUUUCAGUUAAGUGAUCUUAAAAUUGUGGAAAUUAACUCACCCACAGAAUAUUUACCUUAUCCUGAAGAAUAUUUACCCAUCUACAGAACUAUUGAGGAUGAUAUUUGUGAUCCAGAAGAUGCAUUGUUCCCUCAUGAUGAGUUUGACCCAGUGCCAGGGUUCAUUUACCCAUACUUAUACAACGAAAAUGUCCAAACUUUGCCCGACGAUGACAGAUUUGAUUACCCAUUAGGAUACAGUGAAACAAAUACAAAUAGUCCUCCACUAAGUGGGGGAUUUGGCGGGAAUCAAGCUUUAUGGGAGGUUUUAUUCUCUGUUAAAGCUAAGGUUAAAAAUAUUGGCAAAUACAAAGGAGGUUUUGCCAGUCAAUUGUACAUUGAGUUUCCAAGUACAUUUGUCAGCUCACCACCAAAGGUAUUGCGUGGUAUUGACAAAGUCUUCAUCAAAAAGGGCGACACAGCCACCAUUGAAUUCAAUAUCCUCCAUCGGGAUUUGACCAUUUGGGAUACUAGAUCACAACAGUGGAUUAUUCAAACCGGGACCUAUAAAAUCUUUGUUGGAUCAUCCAGUCGUAGAGUGGAAUUGUGUGGUGAAAUCGAUAUCGGAGCCUAAUCGAUAGCAACUACCAAGAGCGUUUUUUGAUAUAACCGAGCAUGUAUAAAAUGUAUCAGGCAGUGAUUCUGAAUGUAGAAGUGAUAUGAUAAGCUGAGCCAUGGCUAUUUGGAUUAAGGUUUGGCUGGAUAUAUGCUCACUGGAUUUAAUUAGAGUCCGUAUGCCUAACAAUUGUAUGGCUCUGUGUUUCAGCAGCAAUGCCUAGGAAAAACAGCUUGGUUUGCGCUC
Yamadazyma tenuis ATCC 10573 is the source of this 2670-nucleotide messenger RNA. It is a transcript of the gene BGL22, whose product is annotated as Bgl22p. Gene Ontology annotation, biological process: glucan catabolic process. Gene Ontology annotation, molecular function: beta-glucosidase activity. The record is from RefSeq and is a predicted model, not a curated record. Lineage: Eukaryota; Fungi; Ascomycota; Pichiomycetes; Serinales; Debaryomycetaceae.